AUGCGGAAUGGGUUGUCAUGGAAACGAUACGGUUACUAUGGAAAUGGUUACUAUAGAAACGGUCACUAUGGAUACGGUUACUAUGGAAACGGUUACUGUAGAAGCGGUUACUAUAAAAACGUUUACUAUGGAUACAGUUACUGUAGAUGCGGUUACUAUGGAAAGGGUUACUAUGGAAACGGUUACUGUAGAUACGGGUACUAUGGAAAUGGUUACUAUGGGAACGGUCACUAUGGAUACGGUUACUAUGGAAAGGGUUACUGCAGAUACGGUUGCUAUGGAAACGGUUGUUAUGAAAAUGGUUACUAUGGAAACGGUUACUAUGGAAAUGGUUACUCUAGAUACGGUUACUAUGGAAAUUGUUGUCAUGUAAACGAUUGUUAUGGUAAAGGCUGCUGUGGUAACGGUUAUUAUGGAUACGGUUAUUCCAGAUACGGUUACUAUGGAAAAGGUUUUCUUGGAAACGAUUGUUAUGAUGAAGGCUGCUAUGGAAACGGUUACUAUGAAUACGGUUACUAUGGAUACAGUUACUGUAGAUGCGGUUACUAUGGAAAGGGUUACUAUGGAAACGGUUACUGUAGAUACGGGUACUAUGGAAAUGGUUACUAUGGGAACGGUCACUAUGGAUACGGUUACUAUGGAAAGGGUUACUGCAGAUACGGUUGCUAUGGAAACGGUUGUUAUGAAAAUGGUUACUAUGGAAACGGUUACUAUGGAAAUGGUUACUCUAGAUACGGUUACUAUGGAAAUUGUUGUCAUGUAAACGAUUGUUAUGGUAAAGGCUGCUGUGGUAACGGUUAUUAUGGAUACGGUUAUUCCAGAUACGGUUACUAUGGAAAAGGUUUUCUUGGAAACGAUUGUUAUGAUGAAGGCUGCUAUGGAAACGGUUACUAUGAAUACGGUUACUAUGGAUACGGUUACUGUAGAAACGGUUACUAUGGAAACGGUUUUCAUGGAAACGGUUGCUGUGGUCUGUUGUCAUGA
This is a messenger RNA of Leptopilina boulardi, 984 nucleotides long. RefSeq names its product prisilkin-39-like. The transcript has 4 exons. Lineage: Eukaryota; Metazoa; Arthropoda; Insecta; Hymenoptera; Figitidae. Bases 1 to 984 code for a protein of 327 amino acids. The record is from RefSeq and is a predicted model, not a curated record.